AUGCGACAGCGAGUCCUUGCUCGGGUAGUAACACGACUGUCGGGGGGCGCCGCCGCCCUCUUCACCUCGCACCGAACCAUCAUCAACGGCGUGGCGAGUAGCCGCAUUCCGCGUGGUAUGGUGCCGCUGGGUGUGCAGUGCAGCGAAGACGUGCUAGAGGCACUGGCCGAGGCCUACGUGAGCAUGGAUAUGGCCACCAUGGCAGCCUUUCACAAGAAGACAAUGGCAGAGAUGUUGCGCGCCAGUGGCGGUGGGACCCAACCCACCGAGAUGAACUACGAGGAGCGCUUGUUGCAAGCUAUGGGCGGUGGUGAUGGCGCCGCCGCCACGCCUGCACCAGCGGCUGCCGUGGCUCCUUGUGCUGCUGCCAGCGACGCUGUGGCUGCAGAGAGUGUCGCUUCAAUGGCCAAGAAGGCGCCUGAAAAAAUGGCCUUUGACGUCACCCUCAAGAAGUUCCCGGCUGAGAACAAGAUCAAGCUGAUCAAGGAGCUGCGCUCUGUGUGUGGGCUCUCCAUUCCGGAAGCGAAGGCGGCGAUCGAGAAAUCCCCAGGUGUGAUCGCCUGCCAGGUGCAGAAGGCCGACGCAGAGAAGCUCAAGGACGGUAUGGUGAAGCUAGGGGCCGAGGUGGAGCUGAUGUGA
Leishmania braziliensis MHOM/BR/75/M2904 is the source of this 639-nucleotide messenger RNA. RefSeq names its product ribosomal protein l7/l12-like protein. The record is from RefSeq and is a predicted model, not a curated record. The transcript has a single exon. The coding region runs from base 1 to 639 and encodes 212 amino acids. Gene Ontology annotation, molecular function: structural constituent of ribosome. Gene Ontology annotation, biological process: translation. NCBI's taxonomy places the organism in Eukaryota, Euglenozoa, Kinetoplastea, Trypanosomatida, Trypanosomatidae. Gene Ontology annotation, cellular component: ribosome.